Messenger RNA from Dipodomys spectabilis (banner-tailed kangaroo rat), 2354 nucleotides. It is a transcript of the gene Capza1, whose product is annotated as capping actin protein of muscle Z-line subunit alpha 1. Gene Ontology annotation, cellular component: actin cortical patch; F-actin capping protein complex. Gene Ontology annotation, molecular function: actin filament binding. Gene Ontology annotation, biological process: barbed-end actin filament capping; actin cytoskeleton organization. The record is from RefSeq and is a predicted model, not a curated record. NCBI's taxonomy places the organism in Eukaryota, Metazoa, Chordata, Mammalia, Rodentia, Heteromyidae. The coding region runs from base 24 to 926 and encodes 300 amino acids. The transcript has 10 exons.
CAUCACUCAGCCUCCUUCCCAGCAUGCCUUGCGCCCGCGGCCGGGCUGGGCCAGAGCAGCCCAAGAUGGCCGACUUCGAGGAUCGGGUGUCGGAUGAGGAGAAGGUACGCAUAGCUGCUAAAUUCAUCACCCAUGCACCCCCAGGAGAGUUUAAUGAAGUAUUCAAUGAUGUUCGGCUACUACUUAAUAAUGACAAUCUCCUCAGGGAAGGGGCAGCACAUGCAUUUGCCCAGUAUAACAUGGAUCAGUUCACACCUGUGAAGAUAGAAGGAUAUGAAGAUCAGGUCCUAAUAACAGAGCACGGUGACCUGGGUAAUAGCAGAUUUUUAGAUCCAAGGAACAAAAUUUCCUUUAAGUUUGAUCACUUACGGAAAGAAGCAAGUGACCCCCAGCCAGAGGAAGUAGAUGGAGGUUUGAAGUCUUGGAGAGAAUCCUGUGACAGUGCUUUAAGAGCCUACGUGAAAGAUCAUUAUUCCAACGGCUUCUGUACUGUUUAUGCUAAAACUAUAGAUGGGCAACAGACUAUAAUUGCAUGUAUUGAAAGCCACCAGUUUCAGCCUAAAAACUUCUGGAAUGGUCGUUGGAGAUCAGAGUGGAAGUUCACAAUCACACCACCUACAGCCCAGGUGGUUGGAGUGCUGAAGAUUCAGGUUCACUAUUAUGAAGAUGGCAAUGUUCAGUUGGUUAGUCAUAAAGAUGUACAAGAUUCAGUAACUGUUUCUAAUGAAAUUCAAACUGCCAAGGACUUUAUUAAAAUCAUAGAGAGUGCAGAAAAUGAGUAUCAGACAGCAAUUAGUGAAAACUAUCAAACAAUGUCAGAUACCACAUUCAAGGCCUUGCGCCGGCAACUCCCAGUUACCCGCACCAAAAUCGACUGGAACAAGAUACUCAGCUACAAGAUUGGCAAAGAAAUGCAGAAUGCUUAAAAGCUGACUAUAGGAUUCUUCAGUGUGUGGAAGGAAAAGGAGUCAACGUGGUCAUAUGAUAAAUAAGUGAUUUAUAAACAAGAGUGAUAUUUUGCUAGGGCUUUCAAAGUUAACUGAUUUUCUAGCCUCAUGGAAUACUGUUGAACCUAUAGCAUUGUCUUAGUAUUUUUUUUUUUUUUGUGUUCUCUACCUUGUAGUUCUCUGUUAUCACUAUAUCUACUAGUGUAAAUCUUUUUUUUUUUCCCCCUCCUUGCUACAUUUAAUGGAGAGAUCUAUCCUGGAGUCAUUUUACAGUUUAGAAAAUUUUCCUAGCCAUGAAUUCCUGUUACUGAUUUAAACAGAAAAUAUGGUCAGUAGGGGUUUUGUUGUUGUUGUUUUUAACCCCUAUUCUUCAAAGCACUUCUGGUACCUGCAGUAGUUUUUACUGAUCCACCAACAGCUAAAGAGGCUAUGCUACAAAAUUAGCUAAAUGGAAGACACAUUCAUCCUUCUCCCUCUGCUUAGAUCAUCACCUAUAACAUCUCACAAAUGUAGUUUGCAGAAGUUUAGACUUUUCAGAUCUAUAGGUUGCGGGGGUGCGCAGAGGAAAUUUUCUAGAAAUUCCAUGAUACUUGGCUUCUCUGGGGAUCUUGUUUUUAAAUCCAAAGAGUUGAACCACAUUCCUUACACAUGAACAUUUGCUUUUUUUUCAUUCUCGCAUUGUCUUCUCAUUAAGCAGCAUUGUAGUUAGAAACAUCUACAUUUUUAGGCAAGUUCUGCCCAUUUAUAUUUUUGUUUCUUCUCCAAGAACUGCUGACAUAUUGUGGAUGUAGUAGAGUAUGAAACUUGAAAAACAUAGAUGUUGAAGGAAUGAAUAAUAGGUAUCUUGUGCUUUAAGAUUUUGUGGCAGGAUUGUAAUAUAAGCAAAUGAAACAGACAACUAUGUAAAUCACAAAAACUAAAAAUGAACCAAAGUGAAAAGGAUAACUUCCAGGCAGUAUCUUUCUAUUAUUACCUGUUAUUUAAGGGAAUACUAGUGUUUUCUUCUAAAUAGGUGUAAAACUUGUUCCAAAUUACUCUUCCUUGAUCCAGCCUGCCAAGAACUCAUGUAACUGUGAUAUAAGCAACCCUUCCCAGGUAUAUUGGCAGGUAUGUUUAUGAUCUCAGAAUAUGCAGGUAACAUAGAUAUGAUAAUGACAACUGGUAAUGGUGGAUUCAUUUACAUUGUUUACACUUCUAUGACCAGGCCUUAAAGGAAGGUCAGUUUUUUAAAAACCAAGUAGUGUCUUCCUACCUGUCUCCAAAUAAUUGUCAAAACAGAAGGGUGUUUGUGCUUCAGCUUUGUUUUUGCUCUGUAAUACAGUCAAGCAACAGUUUGUUUCUCAGUGAAAGCUAUGUAAGCAUUUUUGUUUAUUUCAAAUAAAAUAUAUUUGUAUUAUUUGUCAUUCA